Eruca vesicaria subsp. sativa (arugula) is the source of this 1977-nucleotide messenger RNA. The record is from the annotation of a GenBank genome assembly. NCBI's taxonomy places the organism in Eukaryota, Viridiplantae, Streptophyta, Magnoliopsida, Brassicales, Brassicaceae.
AUGGCGGAACAGUUAUUGCUUCAUGGAACUCUUGAAAUAAAGAUAUACAGGAUCGAUAAGUUGCAUCAACGUGCAAGAUUCGGUUUAUGUGGCAAGGGGGACAAGGAACCAACGGGGAAGAAGAUUCAAACCCAAAUCAAGAGACUAGCGACCGCAUGCACAGAUUUACUAGGAGGACAUCUGUACGCAACCAUCGACCUAGACAGAUCAAGGGUGGCUCGUACCAUGAUGAGACGUCACCCUAAAUGGUUCCAGUCUUUCCACAUCUACGCAGCACAUUCAAUCUCCAAAAUCAUAUUCACAAUCAAAGAAGAUGAACCUAUCAGUGCAAAUCUGAUCGGCCGAGCUUACUUACCUGCCACUGAAGUCAUCUCCGGACAGCCUGUGGACCGAUGGCUCGAUGUCUUAGACCAGAACAAGAACCCUAUCCAAGGAGGUUCGAAAAUCCAUGUUCGUGUGAAGUUCACUAGCGUAACAAACGACCCAGAUUGGAACAAAGCAAUCAUAUCAUCACCGCCUUAUAAAGGAGUUCCUAACGCAUUUUUCAACCAAAGAGAAGGUUGUAAGGUUACUCUUUACCAAGACGCUCAUGUUCUUGGCGAGUACCCGGACAUUACUCUCGCGGGAGGGCAAGCGAUUUACAUACAUCAUCGGUGUUGGGAAGAUAUUUUCGAUGCGAUAUGGGACGCAAAACACUUGAUAUACAUCACGGGAUGGUCGGUGUACCCCGACAUAACAUUGAUUAGAGAUCCUAAACGGCCGAGACCAGGAGGGAACCUAAAGCUAGGUGAGUUGCUGAAGAAGAAAGCUGAAGAAAACGUGACGGUUCUGAUGCUUGUGUGGGACGAUAGAACGUCUAACGAAGCGUUUAAGAGAGACGGUUUGAUGAUGACACAUGAUCAAGAAACCUACGAUUACUUCAAGAACACGAAAGUGCGUUGCGUUCUUUGUCCGAGGAACCCGGAUAACGGUGAGAGCAUUGUUCAAGGGUUUGGUGUGGCUGCUAUGUUUACUCACCAUCAGAAAACCAUUGUGGUGGACGCUGAGGUGGAGGGGUUGAAAACGAAGAGAAGGAUAGUAAGUUUUCUUGGAGGACUUGAUCUUUGUGAUGGGAGGUAUGAUACUGAGGAGCAUCCUUUGUUCGGUACUUUGAACAAUAUUCAUUCUAAUGACUUUCACCAGCCGAACUUUGAUGGGGCGUCGAUUAAAAAAGGCGGUCCACGUGAGCCUUGGCAUGAUAUUCACUGCAGGCUGGAUGGUCCUGCGGCUUGGGAUGUUUUGUACAAUUUUGAACAGAGAUGGAUGAAACAAGGUAACGGUAGAAGGUACCUAGUAUCGAUGGAACGGUUCUCAGAGAUCACGGUUCCGCCACUACCAAUCGUACAACCGAACGAUACCGAAGGCUGGACGGUUCAAGUUUUCCGGUCGAUAGAUAACGGUGCAGUUGACGGGUUCCCAGAGGAUCCACGUGAAGCUUCGAGCGUAGGACUUGUCACCGGAUCAGCUAAUAUUAACCAAAGGUCUAUGGAUGGAGGUAGAGACUCGGAGAUCGCAAUGGGAGCAUACCAACCUAAGCAUCUGCUAUCUACCAAUCAAAUGAGGCCAACGGGGCAAGUUUUCAGCUUUAGGAUAUCCCUAUGGCUUGAACAUCUACGGAUUAUAACCAAUACAUUCCAGUUUCCUGAAAGCGAAAAGUGUAUAAGAAUGGUUAAUGCAAAGGCAGAUGAGUUAUGGGGACUAUACGCAGCACAAGUGUACCCUCGGGAUCACGAUCUUCCAGGGCAUUUGCUUAGUUAUCCUAUUAGCAUUGGUAGCAAUGGUGAAGUAACAAGUCUUGCUGGGGCUGAACUCUUUCCUGAUACUAACGCAAAGGUUUUAGGCGAAAAAUCUAACUAUCUCCCUCCAAUUCUCACUACUUAAAUGAUGUAAUCGAUUUACAAUAUAUUUGUUAAGUAUUGAUUAAUAUUUAAGAAAUCU